Penicillium waksmanii is the source of this 1470-nucleotide messenger RNA. RefSeq names its product proline dehydrogenase family protein. Gene Ontology annotation, cellular component: mitochondrion. The coding region runs from base 1 to 1470 and encodes 489 amino acids. NCBI's taxonomy places the organism in Eukaryota, Fungi, Ascomycota, Eurotiomycetes, Eurotiales, Aspergillaceae. The transcript has a single exon. The record is from RefSeq and is a predicted model, not a curated record. Gene Ontology annotation, molecular function: FAD binding; proline dehydrogenase activity.
AUGACUCUCUGGCUGGCUGGAAUGCCUCCGGGCCCUCGUGCGGGCGAGAUCCUCGUUGCGCGAUGCGUUAUACUCUCCAAACAGGUAUCAAAGGGUCCUAAACAGCAAAGGCGUUUUGCUUCAUCCUCGCAGCGUCGACCAGCCUCGAUAUUGCAAGUCCAUGGCGAGGCUGCUGCUACUCAAGGCCCCCUUCCUCCUCCUCUCUCCGUCGUUCCUAAUUGGGUUCUUCUUCGAUCUCUUCUGGUCUCCGCCAUCUCAUCUAAGCCCCUCCUUCUCCGCCCCUCCCUAUGGGCCAUGUCUAUCCUUUCCAAACCUAACCGGGGCUUCUUGCUGAAUGUGGACCGCAACCCCAUCCUCCACGGCCUUCUGAAGAAGACUUUCUACGAGCAAUUCUGUGCGGGCGAGAAUGGCGCCGAGACAAAGGCCACCAUUAGACAAUUGAAAGACAUGGGUUUUCGCGGUGUGAUUAUGACAUACGCAAAGGAGACCGUCUUCGAUCACAGCACCGGCUCCGAGCAGGGUCUCGGAGUCGCCGCCCUGGAAGCACAGCAGAAGGGCAAAACUUUGGACCCGGCGCUAGCUCGCUGCGCCAAUAUCGAGGCCUGGCGGAAAGGCACAAUUGAGACUGUCGAACAAUUGGAAGAUGGUGACUACCUGGCUGUCAAACUUACCGGGGCUGGACCUCAAGUUACAAAAGCCUUCUCAGUUGGCGACCUCCCCCCACAACAAAUGCUCGACGCCAUGGAUGAAGUCUGCACAAAAUGCGAAGAGCGCAACGUCCGUAUUCUCGUCGACGCCGAGUCCCAACAUUUUCAAUGGGGCAUCCUGCGAAUGACACUCGACCUAAUGCGUAAAUUCAACCGCAACGGCUACGCUCUCGUUUACAACACUUACCAAGCCUAUCUCAAAAGCACCUCCGACACACUAGCCAAGCACCUGGCCGCGGCCCAAAAUGAAGGAUUUACACUGGGUCUGAAACUCGUUCGCGGCGCAUAUAUUGCCUCGGAUCAACGCUCUCUUAUCCACGACACGAAAGAAGAUACCGAUAACGCAUACAAUUCCAUCACAACGGGCGCGCUGAAGCAAAAUAUCGGCGAAUUUGGCUCCGUCAAGGCCUGGCCGUCCGUUAAUUUGUUUCUCGCAAGCCAUAAUCGCGAAAGUGUCAUGGCGGCGCACCAGUUGCACAAGCAGCGCACUGCGGCGGGUCUGCCGACUGUGCCGGUGGGAUUUGCUCAGUUGCAUGGAAUGUCGGAUGAGGUUAGUUUCUCGUUGCUUCAGCUUAAGGGGUCGGAUGGGAGUCCCGAGGUUUAUAAGUGCUCUACUUGGGGUGGGAUGGGAGAGUGUCUGGCUUAUCUUUUGCGGAGGGCGAUUGAGAAUCGGGAUGCUGUUUUGCGGACGAGUGAUGAGUAUAAUGCUUUGAAGGGGGAGUUUGGAAGGAGAGUUAGGGGAAUGUUUUCUUUCUCGAAAUAA